Molecule: messenger RNA, 2682 nt
Organism: Cyprinodon variegatus (sheepshead minnow)
Lineage: Eukaryota; Metazoa; Chordata; Actinopteri; Cyprinodontiformes; Cyprinodontidae
Gene: raf1a
Product: Raf-1 proto-oncogene, serine/threonine kinase
Exons: 16
Coding region: 1-1902 (633 amino acids)
Biological process (GO): signal transduction; protein phosphorylation
Cellular component (GO): cytosol; mitochondrion; plasma membrane
Molecular function (GO): ATP binding; protein kinase activity
Source: RefSeq, a predicted model, not a curated record
AUGGAGCACUUUCAAGGAGCGUGGAAGACCCUAAGCAACGGCUUCGGCAUGAAGGACUCACCGUUUGAGGGCCCCUGCCUUUCCCCAACCAUGUUCCAGGGCUUCACCUGCCAGCGACGCUCCUCAGACGACAGCAAGAUUCCAGAUUCCAAGGCUAACAGCACGAUCCGCGUCUUCCUUCCAAAUCAGCAGCGCACUGUGGUAAACGUACGACCAGGUAUGACUCUUUACAGCUGUUUGAUCAAAGCCCUGAAGGUACGAGGUCUGCAGCCUCAGUGCUGCGCCGUCUUCCAGCUGCAUCCCGGACAGAGAAAUAAAAAAUCCCGGAUGGACUGGAAUACUGAUUCAACCUCACUGAUCGGGGAAGAGCUACUUGUUGAGGUUUUAGAUCAUGUCCCUUUGACAACGCAUAAUUUUGUCCGGAAGACGUAUCUGAAGCUAGCCUUCUGCGACAUUUGCCAGAAGUUUCUCCUGAAUGGAUUCCGCUGCCAAACAUGCGGCUAUAAAUUUCAUGAGCAUUGUAGCACCAAAGUGCCCACCAUGUGUGUGGACUGGAGCAACAUUAGACAACUCCUGUUGUGUCCAACACCAUCAGAAAGUGGUUUCCCGUCCCUACCACAAUUUCCGCCCCGACGUAUGAGGGAAUCCCUAACCCGGUUUCCGAGCUCGAUCCACCGAAACUCGACCCCUCAUGCCUUUAACUACGCCCCGCCAUACCAACCUGCAGGCAGCGGUGGGCUCUCCCAGAGGCAGCGCUCCACUUCUACACCUAAUGUCCACAUGGUCAGCACGGCGCUGCCUGUAGACGGUAGCUCAUUCGAGGAUGUCAUGCGGGAUCAUGACUCAGCUGGAAGUUCCCCCAGCCAGAGCCCCACAGGCUGGACACAGUCCAAAGCCCCAGCUUCCCAUCGAGAAAGAGCCUCAUCCUUCAACACUCAGGAGAAAAAUAAAAUUAGGCCUAAUCGAGAUUCGAGUUAUUACUGGGAAAUUGAGGCCAGCGAGGUUUAUCUACAUUCCCACAUUGGUUCAGGCUCUUUUGGAACAGUAUACAAAGGAAAAUGGCAUGGUGAUGUUGCAGUGAAGAUAUUAAAGGUUACUGACCCAACACCGGAGCAGCUUCAAGCAUUCAGAAAUGAAGUGGCCGUUCUAAGGAAAACCCGACAUGUCAACAUCCUUCUGUUUAUGGGCUACAUGACGAGGGACAACCUGGCCAUCGUGACGCAGUGGUGUGAGGGGAGCAGCCUUUACAAACACAUCCAUGUCCUGGAGACUAAUUUCACCAUGAUCCAGCUCAUAGAUAUUGCCAGACAGACAGCUCAGGGCAUGGACUAUUUACAUGCAAAAAACAUAAUUCAUCGUGACAUGAAGUCCAACAACAUCUUUCUGCACGAGGGGUUAACUGUAAAAAUCGGCGACUUUGGUCUUGCUACUGUGAAGUCCAGGUGGACUGGGUCACAACAGGUGGAGCAACCCUCUGGAUCCAUUCUUUGGAUGGCUCCAGAGGUGAUCCGAAUGGAGGAUAACAAUCCCUACAGCUUCCAGUCUGAUGUCUAUUCCUAUGGAAUCGUUCUCUUUGAGCUGAUGACUGGAGAGCUCCCAUACUCCCACAUAGCAAGCCGAGAUCAGAUUAUAUACAUGGUGGGAAGAGAUCGUUUGUGCCCAGACCUCAGUAAGCUCUACAAGAACUGUCCCAAAGCCAUGAAGAGGUUGGUGGCUGACUGCAUCAAGAAGUCCAAGGAAGAAAGGCCGCUUUUUCCGCAGAUCUUAUCCUCCAUUGAGCUCCUCCAGCACGCCCUCCCUAAGAUAAACCGCAGUGCCUCAGAACCGUCCCUGCACAGAGCCGCACAGACCGAGGAAAUCAACGCCUGUACUCUGACCACCAGGCUGCCUGUUUACACAUAGGCUCCUCCUCAGCAAAAAAGAUUAUGCCGCACUAUCAAUAAACUCGUAUUCCCUCCCUAAAGACAUUUUUAUAGAACAAUGCACAUGCAAUCAUUCAUAAACCAAUGUUAGGCAAUGAAUAUGUUAGUAAAGGAGUUAAACGGGAGGAGGAGCAUCAGAGAUUACGUAUGGAAGAUUGCAAUCAGAUCCUAACAUGAAGAUUUCAGUGUAAGGUACUUCCCAUGAGCAUUAAGAAGUACAUUGAGGCUUUGUGUCUGUAUGGUAUUUGAUUUAAGUUGUAUAUAGAAGCACACACACGCCUACCUGAAACAACGAUGAAUGGACACUGAAGGAAGCUCAGGAGACGCGUGUUUCCUGAUCUGUUUUCUGUGAUGCCUUGCUUUUAUCAGGCCUGGAGAGGGACUACUCAAGCUUAGCUGCCUUAGAAGGAAACAAAGCCUGGGCUAAGUUUCAGCACAACUUCACCUCUUCUGGUCUUCACAAAGCCACUGGAAGCAGCUCUAGUUGCACAGUAGCUGAUUCUGUUUUGUCUUAAAUAAUUUGUUCUUUAUUUAGGGCUUAUUUUCGAAGACUUGAGGGUUUUUAUGGCUUUCACUAAACUGGUUUGUGGAUGCCCACACCCUUACUAUCGUUUGGUUAUCAUGAGCUGGACAUUCGGCAUGCGUCUUAAAUAUUUUCAGUGAUUUGGGAACUAAUUUUGUUGUUUGUAACCUUGAAGAGGUGAAAUGUUUUAUUUUGAACUUGGUGGGAAGGUCGUCUAUUCAAUAUUUUAAUAAAAUU